Symbiodinium natans is the source of this 5112-nucleotide messenger RNA. The record is from the annotation of a GenBank genome assembly. Lineage: Eukaryota; Dinophyceae; Suessiales; Symbiodiniaceae.
AUGAGGAACAUAAUGUCUAAGUUCAAGUUGGGUGGCCAGAUCCUUGUGGAUAGCAGCUUGGCCCAGAUGACACUGAGCGACAUGAGAUUUGGGCUUGGAGCUUUGCAGGUAUCCUGGGACCAGGUGAAGCUUGCCAUGCGACAGCCUGUCAACAUCGAUGUCGAGAACUUUAGCCUGGACGAGCUUUUCCAGCUCUUCUCGGAGUUUGCAGGCAUGUUGGAUGACAGUGCUGCGAGGGCAGUCAGCAACUGCGAGGUCUUGUCCAGUGUGCUGUCGAAGUUUGUCCUGAGCGGCCAGCUGUGCCUCGACGGCCGAGAAGGAAAGAUCAGUGUGAAGGAUGCAAAGUUCCACCUGCAUGCCCUGAAGAUCGAUUGGGAGCAGGUGCGAGAUUGGGCAACGAAACGGAUCGAAAUCGACCUUGAGAAGGUCACCCUUGACAGUUUGCUGGAUUCUUUGAAGAAUUUGGUUGGUUGCAUUGAUGAGAGCGCCAACGAAGCCAUCAUCUCCUUCCAAGAUCACGCGAUUAUGAAGCUACUCUCAAAAUUCAAGUUGGGUGGCCAGAUCUUUGUGGAAAGCAACUCGCGCCAGAUGACACUGAGCGACAUGAGAUUUGGGCUUGGAGCUUUGCAGGUAUCCUGGGAUCAGGUGAAGCUUGCCAUGCGACAGCCUGUCAACAUCGAUGUUGAGAACUUUAGCCUGGACGAGCUUUUCCAGCUCUUCUCGGAGUUUGCAGGCAUGUUGGAUGACAGUGCUGCGAGGGCAGUCAGCAACUGCGAGGUCUUGUCCAGUGUGCUGUCGAAGUUUGUCCUGAGCGGCCAGCUGUGCCUCGACGGCCGAGAAGGAAAGAUCAGUGUGAAGGAUGCAAAGUUCCACCUGCAUGCCCUGAAGAUCGAUUGGGAGCAGGUGCGAGAUUGGGCAACGAAACGGAUCGAAAUCGACCUUGAGAAGGUCACCCUUGACAGUUUGCUGGAUUCUUUGAAGAAUUUGCUUGGUUGCAUUGAUGAGAGCGCCAACGAAGCCAUCAUCUCCUUCCAAGAUCACGCGAUUAUGAAGCUACUCUCAAAAUUCAAGUUGGGUGGCCAGAUCUUUGUGGAAAGCAACUCGCGCCAGAUGACACUGAGCGACAUGAGAUUUGGGCUUGGAGCUUUGCAGGUAUCCUGGGAUCAGGUGAAGCUUGCCAUGCGACAGCCUGUCAACAUCGAUGUCGAGAACUUUAGCCUGGACGAGCUUUUCCAGCUCUUCUCGGAGUUUGCAGGCAUGUUGGAUGACAGUGCUGCGAGGGCAGUCAGCAACUGCGAGGUCUUGUCCAGUGUGCUGUCGAAGUUUGUCCUGAGCGGCCAGCUGUGCCUCGACGGCCGAGAAGGAAAGAUCAGUGUGAAGGAUGCAAAGUUCCACCUGCAUGCCCUGAAGAUCGAUUGGGAGCAGGUGCGAGAUUGGGCAACGAAACGGAUCGAAAUCGACCUUGAGAAGGUCACCCUUGACAGUUUGCUGGAUUCUUUGAAGAAUUUGGUUGGUUGCAUUGAUGAGAGCGCCAACGAAGCCAUCAUCUCCUUCCAAGAUCACGCGAUUAUGAAGCUACUCUCAAAAUUCAAGUUGCGUGGCCAGAUCUUUGUGGAAAGCAACUCGCGCCAGAUGACACUGAGCGACAUGAGAUUUGGGCUUGGAGCUUUGCAGGUAUCCUGGGACCAGGUGAAGCUUGCCAUGCGACAGCCUGUCAACAUCGAUGUCGAGAACUUUAGCCUGGACGAGCUUUUCCAGCUCUUCUCGGAGUUUGCAGGCAUGUUGGAUGACAGUGCUGCGAGGGCAGUCAGCAACUGCGAGGUCUUGUCCAGUGUGCUGUCGAAGUUUGUCCUGAGCGGCCAGCUGUGCCUCGACGGCCGAGAAGGAAAGAUCAGUGUGAAGGAUGCAAAGUUCCACCUGCAUGCCCUGAAGAUCGAUUGGGAGCAGGUGCGAGAUUGGGCAACGAAACGGAUCGAAAUCGACCUUGAGAAGGUCACCCUUGACAGUUUGCUGGAUUCUUUGAAGAAUUUGGUUGGUUGCAUUGAUGAGAGCGCCAACGAAGCCAUCAUCUCCUUCCAAGAUCACGCGAUUAUGAAGCUACUCUCAAAAUUCAAGUUGGGUGGCCAGAUCUUUGUGGAAAGCAACUCGCGCCAGAUGACACUGAGCGACAUGAGAUUUGGGCUUGGAGCUUUGCAGGUAUCCUGGGAUCAGGUGAAGCUUGCCAUGCGACAGCCUGUCAACAUCGAUGUCGAGAACUUUAGCCUGGACGAGCUUUUCCAGCUCUUCUCGGAGUUUGCAGGCAUGUUGGAUGACAGUGCUGCGAGGGCAGUCAGCAACUGCGAGGUCUUGUCCAGUGUGCUGUCGAAGUUUGUCCUGAGCGGCCAGCUGUGCCUCGACGGCCGAGAAGGAAAGAUCAGUGUGAAGGAUGCAAAGUUCCACCUGGGGUCUUUGACUUUCUGUUGGGAGGAUGUCACAAGAGCUCUACAUGAACGAGUCGAGGUUCGCUUCCAGAGGCUUACCCUCAGCCAUCUUAUGACUGUCAUGUCCGAGGCAGCAGCUCUUUUUGACGUAGAGUCCAGCUCCUGCAUCAACCAACUGCAGCCCCUUUGUGACCAACAUCCUGCGCUUGAAGUUGUUGUCUCGAAGUUCGGGUUAUCUGGUUAUCUCUGCCUGUCAAGCCAGCCCAAAGACCUCCGAGUCCAUAGCAUCGAGUUGCAGAUUGGCCUGAAGGUUUCAAUUCCUCUAUCAAAGAUCAUUGGCUCAGUGGGCGCAGGUAUGGAAAUUGAGGUUGAAGAGCUGACCUUUGAGGACCUCGAAGAGUUUACCAAGACAUUUCGUGACAAGUCGGCUGGCAUGAAAGCCAUCGAUGGCAUGCAUGAGAUUUUCAAGAGCAGUGACGCGCUAAAGAAGUUCCUGAAGGACGUCUCGAUCUCUUGCAAAGUCGUUCUUGGUCAAGGCCUGGAUGUCCAGAACUUGAAAGUCCGAGUCCUGAACCUGUUCAUGUAUGCAGACACGGACAAUCCCAAGACUGUUGCCUUCGACUUUGGCAAAAAAGGCAUUGCUUUUCAUGAUGCUAUGCGUGCAGCGCAAGAAGGCAUCAUGACGAAGGUCCCGAGCGGCUCCAAGGCUCUAGGGACCGUAGGGCCCACGGUCCAUGAUUGCACGCAGAAGGUGCAGUUUCUAAAGAGCCGCAGCGGUCAGGAAUUGCUGUUUAACCUCCGCGCAGAAUACUCGAAGGAGAAAGGCUUCGCCUUGUGCUUUGUAGAGGCCACCGCCCAUUUCGAUGCGGAUUGCAUCGGCAUCAAGGACUGCGCUUUUGUUGGUCGCUACGUCAAAGACAAGGACAUCGCGAAAGAGUUCUGCGCAGAAUUCCCCCAGCAGCUCUGUUCACAAACGUUGUAUGUGAAAGGCGUGUCCAAAGUUGGGGCAUCUCGUUUGCCAGAGGACUUUGUCCUGGCCGCAAAAGUGAAACGACUUGAGUUGGAGAAGAUGAUGACAGGAGCUCGCACAGACGAGUUCGCGCGCACUCGUGGCCGGGUUGUUGUCAAGCCGAUAGUCACAAAGGUGAGCUAUCAGGCUGAAGAUCGUUCCGGGCUUGUUAUCAUUUAUACCAAGAAAGGCCGGCAGCCUUUGGAUUUGAUCCAAUGCUUUUGCAUCACUCCGGAGGUGUCCGGCUUCUUCAGAGACAUUGGUCUCCACAUAGUGGUUAAAUGGUUCAUUUUCUCGCACGGAUGGAGAGCAGAUGCGUCGAAAUUGGAGGAUGUGCAGCAGCAGGACAGGCAAGAAAUCGCAGAAGCUUUGCAAGAGCAAGGCUGCGUGGAGAGCUUCGUGGCCUUCAAAAUCAAAGUGUCUGUGAACGGUCCUUUCUGGCAAAUGCUGAAGUGCGGAGAGGUUGAUCUGGAAGCUCUGAUGGUGUGGGUUAGUUCACGCCCAUUUCCGUCCGUGACCAUCGCCCUAAUGCAGGCAGAUUUCAUGUGCUUGGCAGCGACUGGCUGUGUCGUGGUGGAGGGCAAGGAGAAGCUCACAGGUGCAUUGAAGUUAGACUUCAAGGAUCCGAAAAAGGUGACCAGAGCUGUGUUGGAGGCAUCCCUGGAGUACCACCCGACCGAUCAAUUUGUCAAGGCGUCCUUAGCGGUUGACGGUGCCAAGGGCUCUGCCAUCAACCUCGGCCACUGGGUGCCUAUAUUGGAUUGGAUUGAAUUCUAUGGAAUUGAAGGCUCGAUCGAGACGAAGCUCACAGAACUGCAAUCUGCAAGUUUCACUCUCUCAGCUGGUAUUCGUUUCGUCUUUGGCGGAAAGUCCAGCAAGCCAGAUGCCACUUAUGAGUUUAGUAUCAGCUAUGCGCCGUCAGAUCCGGAUUUGGCAGCUUUCUAUGGAAUCGGUCUCGUCUACGUGUACAAUGAUAGCUUCAGGAUGUCGAUGUUGCUGCGGGGCUUGUUUCACCUGCCCGAAGGUGUCUACAAACCUUUGACCUGGGUGGAACAGUGGUUUUGCCCGCUUCAGCGUUUCGGCAUGCUGGCAAAACAGAACAGGCAUGAGCUGUCACUGCCAGCAAUGAAGCUGAGUGAUGAACAACGUGAUGAAAGAAACAUGAUCGUCAGCUUCCUGAAGACAAACGGAAUCACAGGUAAGGAUCAACGGAUCUAUGCUGUGCAGGCAACGUGGAAGCUUCUUGGAUUUGAAGCUACCGUAUUUGCCGCGCUUUGCAUGCCCUAUGUGGGAACGAGCAGCAUGCAAGAUUUGCCGGAGCAAGCUGUCAAGGCAGCGAAGCAAAGCCUGAAAGGUUCGUUGAUGGCCACGCCGCAAGACCAAGGAUCUGCAAUGCAGGGAAUUCAAGCAGAGUUCUUCUUGCGCAUCAAGCCAUGGAAGGUCAGCAUCGGGGACCUCCCAAUUCUGCGAAUUACCGGUACAAAGUCCGAUUCUGACCCGCUGCAGGCGGUUGUCAGAGUUGGUGGUAAAGCCGGGGAUGAGCUGUACUUCUGUCUUGAUGCAAAGAUUGUGCUGUUCCCAGGGGGUAUGGAGUUUGUGGCAGAGGCUUUUGUGGAGUUCCAGAAGGGAGGUGGGAAGAACGGAAACAAGAAGCAACCUCGGCUGACGACACCAGACCAUUAA